AGCACCUGUCUGCCUGCAACACCUGGCAGACGGGGAACGGAGUUGCGCAUGCGCAGUUCUCCCUCAGGCUGCCUUAUAGCCCUACAGAGAGCUGAUUCCCUUCACGGCCUUCAGUCAGACUUUUAGACCGACUGACCAUCACUUGCUGUGUUUUGUUUUGUUAACUUGUAGGGAACAGAAGAGAGUAAAGAGAAAAGAAAAUGCCUCGGUCUUUCUUGGUGAAGAGCAAAAAAGCUCACAGCUAUCACCAGCCGAGGAGUUUAGAGGACAACUGCAACAGACUGGACACGAUUUUAGCUCAUAUCUACUCAGACGGUAAGAGUGCAGAAGGGGGGGAGGUGGAGGUGGAUGUGGAGAGCGCAGAGGCAGCGGAAGUGCUCGCACUCGCGGACUCCACCGGCGUGUCCUCGCGCUCUCGGCUCAGCUGCAGCAGCAGCAGUGUGUGUGAUCGCUCUUCAGACUAUGAGGACAGCUGGAGGCCUCCAUCACCCUCUGCAUCACCAGACUCUGAAAAGUCAUUUUCACCCAGUGUUGAUGAAACCCAGCCAUUUGUGAUGCCCUUCGAGCCAUGGAGCAACAGUUAUUCAGGCUCUGAGAUGAGACAGCUGGUCCAUCAGAACUUUAAUCACCAUCAUCCUUCCCUCAGUUAUUAUGGAGAAAGAAUGAUUGGACCUUCUCUUUUUGGUGAAAGGGGAUCCAGCACAAGUUUUUAUGGCAAUUAUGAGUCGGCUACAAACCUAUUUGAGCGACCAGCUGCUGCCUCUGGACUGUAUGUAGACAGGGAAGUUCAUAGACCUGAGAUGAAAACGGACACAGCCGGGUUAUGCGCUCGCCUCGUGUUGAAUGGAGCCUUCAAGUGCAUCAAAUGCAGCAAGGUGUUCUCCACUCCACAUGGACUAGAAGUUCAUGUCCGGAGGUCCCAUAGUGGAACGAGACCCUUCGCCUGUGACAUUUGUGGGAAAACUUUUGGACAUGCAGUCAGCCUGGAACAGCACAGAUCUGUUCAUUCUCAGGAGAGAAGUUUUGAUUGUAAAAUUUGUGGGAAAACUUUCAAAAGAUCCUCUACUCUGUCCACACACCUUCUCAUCCACUCUGAUACGAGGCCUUACCCGUGCCAGUACUGCGGCAAGAGGUUUCAUCAGAAAUCAGACAUGAAGAAGCACACAUUUAUUCACACAGGGGAAAAGCCUCACAAAUGUCAAGUAUGUGGCAAAGCGUUCAGUCAGAGUUCAAAUUUGAUCACACACAGUCGAAAGCACACUGGGUUUAAACCUUUUGGCUGUGACUUGUGUGGAAAAGGCUUCCAGCGCAAAGUGGACUUGAGGAGACACAAAGAGACGCAACAUGGACUGAAAUGAGGAAUGAAUCUGUUUCUACAAAAUUUUCAGUCAAUAUCUCCGGACAGUCUCUCAGUGCUGGCCUCCGUCCUGGUGAAGUCUCCAGGGUUGAAUUAAAGUAGGCUGAAAUGCUCAAUUAACAGAAACUGUAUGGAGCCUGCAAUUAACAUGACCACACUAGCAGGAGGUUAUUCAAACCCUUUAGUUUUCGUCCAUUUACAACAAUUUUGACUGAGCUCCUUUUAACCCUAAACAGAGUGUGUGUGUCCAUGCAGCCUAGGUACACUCUCAGAAAUAAAGGUACCAAACUGGAUGUUGACCACUUUGUGACUGGGAUGAUACCAUCAAGGAUAUGUCUUUCAUAGAUUUAAUGUGUUAUUAGGUUUUAGAAUAAAUCUUUAAAGGUAUAUCAGGGGUCCAAAAUUCUGCACCUUAAAUUAAUAAUAAUAAUAAUAAUAAUAACAAUUUUCCUGCGGUGACCUGGCAACUUAUCUAGGGUGUACCCCACCUCUCACCCAUAGUCAGCUGGGAUAGGCUCCAGUUUGCCUGCGACCCUGUACAGGAUAAGUGGCUACAGAUAAUGGAUGGAUGGAUGGAUGGAUAAAAAUAACCAUAUUCCUGCAAUGACCUGGCAAUUUGUCCAGGGUGUACCCCGCCUCUCACCCAUAGUCAGCUGGGAUAGGCUCCAGCUUGCCUGCGACCCGGUAAAACAGGAUAAGCAGCUACAGAUAAUGGAUGGAUGGAUAACCAUAUUCAUGUUUCCAGGUGAAAGAUGUAUAGUAAAGGUACAAAUUAUGACAUCUGAUGACCAUGCCAUGACAAAGAAAAAUACAGUUUGGUACCUGUAGCCUAUUUCUAAGAAUGUAGGUGUUAAUUCAACACUGGAAAUUUUUGUAUUUUGGGCCGAAAAGCUGGCAGGGGUUUCCUAAACAAAUGUUUAUAGUGUAGGCUAAAGAGAUUUCCAUGAUUUUAAUGUUUCCAAAAUGCUGUUUGUGCUUUGCGGAGCCUAAACUGAGUCAGAAGUCAUCCAACAGGUCUGGCAGGAUUUGGAGAUGCACAGCAAAAUCUCCAGUGUGGACUGAGAUGGACGUAACAGCUGCCACUGUGAAUGAAUACCUCCUGCACUGAAUUUAACCCUCCAGUGUUCAUUUGUAGGCCCGAGUCCAUGCCAGCAGUGCUUUACCCAAACCAGUUCUGCAGUAUGAGGGCGGUGUUUCCCCAAACCCAAAAUAUUAUCACCAAAACAGUCCGGGAGGCAGUACAGUUAGUAACGGCUAUGGGAAAGGACACAGCUAUCAGAGGCAACAUCAGCUGAGCUGCAGGAAAUCAGCGCCGCUCACAGAGACGCCACGCUGCUGCUCUGCUGCCAAAACACGCACUACACCAAGCACGAGAUUUAAUCACAACCAACACUGUUUAUGCUUUAUAUAAACCUUGACUGAUUUGUUGACUUCACAAAUAUUUUUCCACUCUUUCAGUUCGCCUACCCAAACGUGUUUGUGCUCUCCGUUUAUUAUAAUAAUAAUAAUA
This is a messenger RNA of Neoarius graeffei (lesser salmon catfish), 2867 nucleotides long. It is a transcript of the gene gfi1ab, whose product is annotated as growth factor independent 1A transcription repressor b. Lineage: Eukaryota; Metazoa; Chordata; Actinopteri; Siluriformes; Ariidae. The transcript has 6 exons. Gene Ontology annotation, cellular component: nucleus. Bases 201 to 1358 code for a protein of 385 amino acids. The record is from RefSeq and is a predicted model, not a curated record.